Messenger RNA from Cryptococcus wingfieldii CBS 7118, 2166 nucleotides. RefSeq lists its product as hypothetical. The record is from RefSeq and is a predicted model, not a curated record. Lineage: Eukaryota; Fungi; Basidiomycota; Tremellomycetes; Tremellales; Cryptococcaceae. The transcript is spliced from 3 exons. The coding region runs from base 1 to 2166 and encodes 721 amino acids.
AUGGUCUCGACGCGCUCCCCCCCUCCAUCAUCCCCACGAUCCCCUAAAUCAUCUAAAUCACCGUUCCCCAAACCUGCCGACUCGUUCGCCCCCCUCACUUCUGUCCUUGCUGACAAAGCUCAACCAGACGCGGCUCAUCCUAUAGAGCCGAAAGCGUUUCUUCUGCAGCGGGUCCUGUCGGGAGGAUCGACUGCGACAACGGCGACAUCAGAGUCGGGGACUGCUAGUCCCGCAAUGAAAAGCGUACCUCUGUCGCCGAGUUCGCCCGGGACAAGGACGCCGAGAGCAGGGCAGCAGCAGUUGGCGGGCGACAUGGACGGGCUCAAUGUCCGAUCCCCAAUCUCCAAUAACGGGCAAUUACCGGGCGAGGGAAUUCUGGGCAUGAUGAACGCAGUCAGCGAGACCCCGGAGGAAAUGGCUGUCGAGCCGCCGAGUCAAGAGCCAAAUGGGAACGAUGGCAGUAAUGGGAAAGAGAUCGGCGUGGGGCGUAAUGGGCACGGCGUAUCGAGAUCGUACUCGAGCUCUACCGAGUCAUCCUCCUCCCAGCAUCCCGUACCACCCUCCUAUCUCGGAUCGAGCUAUGGACCGGAGGGCUUCCCGAUAAGUCAAUCUCCGAUGGAUAGUCCGAUGGCCUAUCCGUCUUACCUGGCCAGCGGUUUGGGGUAUUUCGGCAAUGGUAACGACCCCGAUGUAGCCGCCAAACAAGCUGCGGCUCUUGCCAGAGCCGAUGAAGCUGUCCGCCAGCUCAACAAUACAUCCACCGUCAUCCAAGGGCCUACACCAGGCCUUCCCUAUCCCACCGACAACUUUGCCAUACCGCGCAAUUAUACCAACUUUGUCACUCCUCAGCAGGCUGGUCCUCCUGUGACUCGCCAAUCGUCCACAUCGUCUAGCACUGAUGCUGCUAGUACGAGCUCCGAAGAGUCUGACUGGUGUAUACCGUCGAUCGAAUGGGUACCCGCCCACCAGUGGCAGCAGUCAAAUUACCUAAACAGCCCCGGCAGCCAAUUUGCCCGGGACAAGGAGCGUACAGCUUCAUUCAGCUGCAUGCCUCCUCCAUCCUCCACCAAACCUUCCUCCCCUCGCCGACCUUCCGCCGAUCGUUCAAUACAGCAUCGCAACUCUAUCCCUGUCGGUGCUUCAGCGGGUACGCCUCCUCCCGGCAUGGCCUCUCGCCCAUCAUGGUCUGCUUCCACAGCCGCCUCGUCAGAACCACCAGAAGAUGACGACGAUGCGGCUACAGUCGGCCACGCCGCCCGCGAACGCUCCCAUUCUACGUCAUCUCAAUCUGCUCAGAGCGGCCUCGACCUUUUGUGGCGUGCAGCCCAUGGCUUGCCGCACGCCUCGCACGUUGGUACGCCGUAUGAUCCCGCGUUCGAGCACAAAGGCAAGCGCAAAGCUGGUGCGGAGGCGGUGGACAAGUGGAGAGCUAGUGGUAUACCCACAGGUGUCCCGCCUGGGGGCGAUGCGGAGGUAGAAGGCAGCACGCCUCCUGUCCCGGGUCCUCCCAGAAAACGACGCCGAAGCGAGAUGGAAUUGGAGCCGAUGGACGAGGAUCUCGAAGAGGUGGACGAGGAUGAGCCGAUCAAGGAGGAGCUUAGCGACUACCAUUCUCCUUCAACGUCAGAGCCCGUACCGAGCGAUCACGAUAGUGAUUAUGGAGGAAGCAGUUCUGCACCGAAGCGUGGGAAAGUGACUGGUCGAGGAAGAGGCCGGCCCAAGGGGAGUACCGCUGCGGCAGGAGGGCCGAGAGGUAGGACUUUGGCCAGCAAAGUCGACCUUGCCACUGCCCCCGGGGGUGUUACGAAGCAGGGGAAUAUCAAGAAGGUCAGGAAGGUUGGAGAUAUGCCGAAUGGACUCGCCAAAGGACCGUCGAAGGAAGCUGUUCAUGUGCCCCCUGGUGGAGUACAGUGUGAUUACAUUAAUCCUUUGCCUCCUUACAAUCGCUGCACCGACGUCUUCACCCGUAAAUACGAUCUACCUCGACAUAUGGCCCGUCAUGCUCGGCGAGAAGGCGAGCUGGUGGUGGAGGGUGCGCUCGAUAAUGAAAAGGCGGUCUUGUGGAGAAAGUUCAAGGACAAGCCCAAGGUCCAGUGUGGUACAUGUGGGGAAAGUUUUACGAGGAUGGACGCUCUGAAGCGUCAUCAAGCAAAGCAGCAUCACUAG